AAUGGAUGAAAGACUCGCAUCAUGCUUGUUUACCCAGUAAACGUUAUCCCUUAGGAGCCGUGAAGAAAAAAAAUAUUCUUCUGGGACCUGAUUUCCUAAUGUUUUUCUUUGGCCUAUGCAUUCAAUGCAGACUGAAGAGCACUGCUGACAUAGAAGCAAAACGGAUGAACUCUCCACCUAACACAGAACUCCACUUUCUGGAAUGCUAAGUGGAAAAGAGGCAUUCUUCCAGCUUGAAAUCCAGUGCAUACCAAUAAUCUGAGCACUUAAUUAAACUAUGAUGAGAAGACAGUAUCUGAAAAACAAAAGAUGAACCCACUUGAUGCAACAAAAUCAGGAUUUUUAGCGUGCAUUGCUGUCUGUAUGUUCAUCUGCACUUUUAUCUACCUAAAGGAUACACUUUCUGAAAAGCCAAAUGAACAAAAAAUGAAUGCAAAUAUAGCAGAGUGUGGCUUUUACCCGGAUGAACUUUGUUCAGCUCUUUUUGUGGGGAAAACUGCUGCCUGUAAAAUUGGAAACUUUUGUCAGAAUACCUACCAACCUAAAGCACUCAGCUGCAUUCAGACUUCGUGCAACUGCUCCAUGGUUUUGAAGACUCUGCAUUUUAUCACAAGACCACUGUCAGACGAAGAAGGAAAUUUCUCAUUGGCAUACAUUAUCACAAUUCACAAGGAGCUGGAAAUGUUUGUAAAGCUGUUAAGAGCUAUUUAUAUGCCUCAGAAUAUUUACUGCAUACAUGUUGAUGAAAAGUCACCAAAAGAUUAUAAAGCUGCUGUACAAAACAUCGUUAAUUGCUUUGAAAAUAUUUUUAUUUCCUCAAAAAGAGAAAGUGUUGUUUAUGGAGGAUUUUCAAGGUUACAAGCUGAUAUUAAUUGCAUGAGAGAUCUAGUUCAUUCCAAAAUUCAGUGGAAUUACGUUAUUAAUCUGUGUGGUCAAGAUUAUCCCAUUAAAACAAACAAAGACAUUAUACAAUACAUCAAAAGUAAAUGGAAUGGUAAAAAUAUGACCCCCGGGGUAGUCCAACCACUUCAUAUGAAACACAGGACAAAUGUUAGUUACAGAGAAUAUAUACAUUCUGGGACGUCAUACGUGUAUCCAACAAAGACUAUAAAAGCUAGACCUCCUUAUAAUUUGACAAUAUAUUUUGGUAGUGCCUAUUACAUACUAACUAAAGAAUUUGUGGAGUUUACACUGACUGAUGCACGUGCAAAAAGUCUGCUUGAAUGGUCAAGAGACACGUACAGCCCGGAUGAACACUACUGGGUCACACUGAAUCGUUUAACUGAUGCUCCAGGGGCUACACCCAAUGCAGACUGGGAAGGAAACAUACGAGCCAUUAAAUGGAAAGAUCAAGAAGGAACUACACACAAAGGAUGCAAAGGUCAUUACAUCAGAGACAUCUGUGUCUACGGACUAGGGGAUUUGCAGUGGAUUAUUGAGUCACCUCAUCUGUUUGCCAACAAAUUUGAGCCUGCAACGUAUCCGCUUGUUAUGGACUGCCUGGAGAGACGCUACAGGCUUAAAGUACUGCAACAGGCAGAAGUCCCUAUUGAAGAUCACUGGCGUUUUCAGGAAGAGAACUACUUCAACAUGAAGCUGAAUGUUUGA
This is a messenger RNA of Pelecanus crispus (Dalmatian pelican), 1608 nucleotides long. Its product is annotated as putative beta-1,3-galactosyl-O-glycosyl-glycoprotein beta-1,6-N-acetylglucosaminyltransferase 7. Gene Ontology annotation, cellular component: membrane. Lineage: Eukaryota; Metazoa; Chordata; Aves; Pelecaniformes; Pelecanidae. The record is from RefSeq and is a predicted model, not a curated record. Gene Ontology annotation, molecular function: acetylglucosaminyltransferase activity.